UUCAAGGAAAAAAUCAACCAGAAAAACCAAACAUACAUCAAACUGAAGAAGAGCGAAAAUCCACUACAUUACCACCGAUAGAAAGUUCGAAUCAACGAGAAGAAGACAACAGUAUUCAACCAAAACAACUUGAUCAAUCAGAUAUUAAUGAACAAGCCGACAAUCAAAUGGACAUAAUCAUGACAAACGAUGCUCAACAAGCAAACAACAUUGAUGAUGGACAAACUGGAAAAGUAGAAGAAGAAGACGAAGUGGGAAGCAAUGAAACUCAACUACCACAGCCAAUCACAGAACCAGGCGAAUUGGACGACGACGAACUACGACUAGCACAUAUUCCACCGAUACCGGAAGUACCAGAUGAACUGGAAGAAAAUGUUUUAACUUAUUUUGAUUUAAGAGAAAUUCAUUCUAUUAUGAUUAAUAUGGAUAAGGAUUUUAGUCCG
Messenger RNA from Schistosoma turkestanicum, 443 nucleotides. The record is from the annotation of a GenBank genome assembly. NCBI's taxonomy places the organism in Eukaryota, Metazoa, Platyhelminthes, Trematoda, Strigeidida, Schistosomatidae.